AUGGAUCCCUACAUGGCCAUCAUCUACUAUCUCUUUCUCCUGCUGCUCUUCGGAUACUUUAUGGUCUUUCACUUUUUGAAUAUGACUUCUAUCCCAUCUUCUUCUUCUUCCGCGCCAUCUCCAGACCCAGCUUCAAUAAACGAACAAGUGGACGAAAUUGACGACGACUCGUUCUAUCACCCAUCCUGGCGCCAGCGAUGGUCGCACCCAGAAUUUGCCGGCUACUAUUCAAAUAAUUGGAGAAAAGAGUCAUGGUCAGAACAACAAAGACGUCUGACAACACGCUUUCUAAUUCCCUUGCUGGAUUCGAAGUUCCCCUGGGGCUAUAUGAUCUAUCGAACAGUCUACACUGCUGAGUCGGACAAACUAUGGCCUAUCGCCAUGGAUAAACUUACUCAGAUCAUGAACUAUUCGAUUGAGUCCGAUCUCUAUACAGAUCAUCAUAAAGAACCAGAGGACCCAGAGCCUGAUUCAACUGCAGAACAACUAGUAAAGGAAUUAUGUAAGGAUGUUAUCUUCUCUGACAAGAAGUUCUAG
Molecule: messenger RNA, 537 nt
Organism: Aspergillus pseudoviridinutans
Lineage: Eukaryota; Fungi; Ascomycota; Eurotiomycetes; Eurotiales; Aspergillaceae
Exons: 1
Coding region: 1-537 (178 amino acids)
Source: RefSeq, a predicted model, not a curated record